ACUGUCAAACAAAAACACUUGUUGUUUUUCCUGUCCGCUGAAACAGGAUCCAACAAGUUUGGAGACGAUAUAAGACGGGCCGGCUGGACCUCUGCACCUUUUUGAAGACGAUGAGGGCUGUUGGUUUGCUGCUGCUGCUGCUGCUCAGUGUGUGUGGGUCAGGAGCUCAGAGGGAGGUUCAGGAGAUGGCUCCAAGAGAUCCAGCUGAGGAACCGACCGAGCAGACAACACCUGACAUCUGGGCAGAGGUGAGGGCUCUGAGAGACAUGGUGGUGGAGCUCAACGUACACAUGGGGCUGCAGCAGAGAGAGAAAUCAGACUUGCAGAGUGAACUUCUCAUCAGCAAGUCGAGGAUUGACCAGCUGGAGAGACUAAAUGCAGCAGCAUCAAAGGUGGCCUUUUACACAGCUCUGACCAGUGCAGGAUACGUUGGACCAUUCAACUCAGACAUGACACUGAAAUACAACAAAGUCUUCACCAACAUCGGCAGUGCUUACAGUCCAUCUACAGGUGUGUUCACAGCACCAGUCAGAGGGGUCUACUACUUCCAGUUCACUCUGUGUGGGAACCACACAGGUCUCAUGGGUGUCUAUGUGUACAAGAACAACCAGAGGAUCAUGUAUAAUGUGGAGUGGAAGGAGGAGACACUUUACAAGUAUUUCACUAACUCUGUUGUCUUGGAGCUGGUGAAAGGAGAUAAAAUCAACCUGGUUCUUCCAUCGACCUAUUCUCUUUUUGAUGACGGAGACAACCACAGCACCUUCAGUGGCGCCCUCCUCUUCACACUGUGAGGAUGUCCUUGAGGCUGAUUGAUUAAUCACACACUCUAUCCUUAUUGGCUACACUGUGAUGUACAACAUGACUUCUGUCUUGUUUUUAUCACGUAAAAAUAACAUCCAAAUAAAUCAAAGACUCAUCGA
This is a messenger RNA of Centropristis striata (black sea bass), 920 nucleotides long. Its product is annotated as complement C1q-like protein 2. The transcript is spliced from 4 exons. The coding region runs from base 111 to 791 and encodes 226 amino acids. The record is from RefSeq and is a predicted model, not a curated record. NCBI's taxonomy places the organism in Eukaryota, Metazoa, Chordata, Actinopteri, Perciformes, Serranidae. Gene Ontology annotation, molecular function: protein binding.